Ziziphus jujuba (common jujube) is the source of this 1008-nucleotide messenger RNA. RefSeq lists its product as uncharacterized. The coding region runs from base 77 to 799 and encodes 240 amino acids. Gene Ontology annotation, cellular component: chloroplast stroma. The transcript has 8 exons. NCBI's taxonomy places the organism in Eukaryota, Viridiplantae, Streptophyta, Magnoliopsida, Rosales, Rhamnaceae. The record is from RefSeq and is a predicted model, not a curated record.
GCGAAGAAAAAUAAAAAAAAGAGAGAAAAAAAAAAAUCAGAGCGUAAAAGCUCCAAACUUUACCCAGAAGCUAUCAAUGGUGGUUCUUAGCGUUGGCCUCGCCACCAUUAUCCCAGUCGCCCGUAGUAACAGUUGGAGACCAAUCCGUUCCAUGCCCACAAAAAUUUCAUGCAUUGGAUGGGACCCAGAAGGCAUACUUGGCCCGCCUCAAACUGGGCACAUCGCUCGGCAAGAGUUCAAGAGGCGGCUCCAGAAGGAUGCCGAACUCCGGGAAGAAUUCGAACGCCAAGUCCGUGAAGAGAAAGAGCGACGCCAAGCUCUCCGAAAUUCUCGGGUUGUUCCUGAUACUCCUGCGCAGCUGGUUGAGUAUUUUCUUGAUACUGAAGCACAAGAGAUUGAGUUUGAGAUUGCAAGGAUGAGGACCAGAUUGAAUGAGGAAUUCUUUUCACACCUAAACUUUGAGAUAGGUCAGCUUCGCUUUGCGGCUUCGAAAACUGAGGAUAUGGAAGAUAGAUUAAUCGAGCUGGAAGCAUUGCAGAAAGCCUUAAAUGAAGGAACAGAAGCGUAUGAUAAAAUGCAACGUGAUCUUGUAACAGCCAAGGAAAAUCUAACAAAAAUCUUGACUUCAAAGGAUCUUAAAGCAACCUUAUUGGAGUUGGUUGAGCAGAACCAACUUAACAGAUCCUUGUUGACACUUCUUGACGAAAACAUAGCAAAUGCACAGAGAGGUAACCAGAAACAAGCAGCAGAGUUCAUGGAAAAGGUUCGUGGGGCUGUUUUGAGGUACAUGACUGUUUAGUGUUCAUGUGUGAAAUUGAAGUACUCGGUUAGUCUUAAGGGUUCUUUCUUGUUUCCUAUUUUUGUAUAAUACCAUAAUGCUGCGCCAGAUUCAUCAGAUAACUUUUAAUUUAAAUUAUAAACAGAAAUACUAUUGUAUCAAAGACAUGCUUUUAAUUAAAAGUAAAUAUACAGAGGGACUAAUAUAUAUAUAUAUAUAUAUAUUUUCCA